Molecule: messenger RNA, 3831 nt
Organism: Bradysia coprophila
Lineage: Eukaryota; Metazoa; Arthropoda; Insecta; Diptera; Sciaridae
Gene: AcCoAS
Product: acetyl coenzyme A synthase
Molecular function (GO): AMP binding; acetyl-CoA synthetase activity
Source: RefSeq, a predicted model, not a curated record
AGUUAGUCGAACAUAGUCAGAAGAUACAAACCGUGCUGUAGUACUCGUCAUAAUAUAAAUUGUUAUACCACACAAAAUUAGUGUGGUACACACAUUAACGGAAUAUUUGAUAAAAAUUUUGUGAAAUAGAGAAAAUUUGUCUAUUACUCAUCGCGUUUCUCGGAAUUUAAUUAAUAAUAAAAUUUAGAGAAAACUAAACCAUAAAAAUGCCAUCCGAUCAGAAUGUGUACCAGCCGAGUCCGCAGACCAGCAAAGAUUCUCACGUUUCCAGUUUCGAGCAAUACCAAGAGUUAUAUAAGGAAUCGAUAGAAAAUCCUCAAGGUUUCUGGGGGAAAAUUUCGAAACAAUUUCACUGGGAAACACCACCAAACGAUCCGAACAACAUAGUCACAUACAAUUUCGAUAUAUCUCAAGGACCCAUUUUCAUUAAGUGGUUAGAUGGUGCGUCCACAAAUAUUUGCUUCAAUUUACUGGACAAGAAUGUUAAAAACGGCAAUGCAGACACGAUUGCUUUUCAUUGGGAAGGCAAUCACCCAGAAGACUAUAGUCGCCUUACAUACAAGAAACUCCUAGAAGAAGUAUGCCGUUUCUCAAAUGUACUCAAAUCACAUGGCGUACGCAAAGGCGAUCGGAUAUCAAUUUACAUGCCAAUGGUUCUGGAAUUACCAAUUGCGAUCCUAGCUUGCUGUCGAAUUGGUGCCGUUCACUCUAUUGUUUUUGCCGGUUUCUCUUCCGAUUCUCUUGCCGAACGAAUGCAUGAUUGCCAAGCAAAAAUUUUGGUAACAGCCGACGGAGCAUGGCGUGGGGAAAAACCGUUACAUUUGAAAACAAUUUGCGAUGAAGCCAUGGACAAAGCAUCCGCAAUGGGACAUAAUGUGGAAAAGUGCAUUGUUGUGUCGCACCUGAACAGAGUUACGCCAGGUAGCGAAGAUCUUGUCAAUACUCUACCACCAACGCCAUGGACAGAUGGUCGCGAUUUUUGGUGGCAUGACGAAAUGGAAGACGCUGAAAAGACAUGCUAUCCCGAAUGGAUGGGUGCGGAAGAUCCAUUGUUUAUGUUAUACACUAGUGGAUCGACAGGAAAGCCAAAAGGCGUCCUACACACAACUGGAGGAUAUCUACUGUAUGCAAGCACAACGUUUAAAUUGGUUUUCGAUUACAAGCCAGGUGAUGUUUACUGGUGUACGGCUGAUAUUGGUUGGAUCACCGGUCACACGUAUGGAGUGUACGGUCCUCUGGCAAACGGAGCUACUUCAGUAAUGUUCGAAGGAACGCCAUUUUUCCCCGACAAUGACCGAUUUUGGCAAGUCAUCGAUAAAUACGAAGUGAAUCAAUUUUAUACGGCACCAACUGCUAUUCGAGCACUAAUGAAAUUCGGAGACGAACCGGUUCUUAGGCACAGUUUAAAAUCGCUAAGAGUUCUCGGCAGUGUAGGUGAACCAAUAAAUCCGGAGGCCUGGCUAUGGUACUAUAAAAUUGUCGGAAAAAAUCAGUGCUCUAUUGUCGAUACGUUUUGGCAGACAGAAACCGGUGGACAUGUGAUUACACCACUACCAGGAGCCACACCAAUGAAACCCGGAUCAGCCUCUUUUCCGUUCUUUGGCGUCAAACCGACAUUACUUGACGAAAAUGGCACAGAAAUCGUUGGUGAAGGUGAAGGAUAUUUGGUAUUCUCGCAGCCAUGGCCGGGAAUGAUGAGAACUUUGUUCAAUAAUCAUCCACGAUUCGAGUCUACCUAUUUCUCUAAGUUCAAUGGCUAUUACUGCACAGGAGACGGUGCCAGAAGAGACGCUGACGGUUACUUAUGGAUAACCGGUCGUGUGGACGACAUGUUAAAUGUGUCUGGUCAUUUAAUGUCCACUGCUGAAGUGGAAUCAGUUUUAACGGAACACGAUAGCGUAGCCGAGGCCGCAGUCGUAUCGCGUCCGCAUCCGGUCAAGGGCGAAUGUCUUUACUGUUUCAUUACACCGAAUGAAAAUAAAGAAUUCGAUCGAAAGCUGAUUGGUGAACUGAAAAAAUUGGUAAGAGAACGUAUCGGGCCGUUCGCUCAACCGGACAUAAUUCAACAUGCGCCCGGACUACCGAAAACUAGGUCGGGUAAAAUAAUGAGACGAGUGUUGAGAAAAAUUGCCAUCAAUGAUCGAAACGUGGGCGAUACAUCGACACUGGCCGACGAGGGAAUUGUAGAGAUAUUAUUUGCGAAUCGGCCGGACGAUGCCUAAACGGAAUAAUGGAGAACAAAAAACAAUUUUCCAUGGUCUUAAUGUAGUUACGUGUAUAGAAAGGAUUUGUAAUGUUAAUCGGUUCGUUAAUUUAAGUUUUGCGUUCAAUUCGUUUGAUUUUUACUCUCAGGUUUAUUUUGUACACUUUAAGCUACUUAAUGUAAUAAGCGCACACAUACCAAUUACAAUACUUGGUUGUUCAGUUGCGAAAAUCAUUCCGUUUUGAUUUUUGUUUUGUUUUGUACAAAAAUCAUGCUUGCCUGGUCGUAAACAUUCCCUAAUUUAUAAUUCUCCCAAAUCAUUUUUUAUUUACUUUGCUCCAACAAUUUAUUGUCGAUCUUCUGCCUUCGAUUUUUCUUAAAUAACUUUUUUUUCGUUUGUUUAACAUCUCUUUAUUUGCCUAACAAUAAUUACCGAGGACGAUCCGUUUCACUGAAUAUUAUGGGUCACAAUUAAUGAAAAGACGCUGAAUUCUUGGCAUUAUUUGAAUGAAUUCAUAAAGAAUAAUAAAAAGGAUAUGAGUCGACAAUUUUAAUUGAAAUGGGACCUGUGAUCCGAAUUCGAAAUUUCAAGAAAUAAUAAUCUCGAGUCGACAGUCCCCUAAUUAUGAAAUUUCAUGUAAUUUUACUAACUAACUAACUAGAUUUUUCCAUCAUGAUCUACAUUUUCCACACACAGGUUACCGUGGACCCUAAAGUAUAUCACGAAACGAUGCACAAAUUUUGUCCUCGAUUUUUCUACUCUUUUUUGUGCUUGCUAAAAAUAGCAACACGAAAGAGGCCUAAGUCAAAUAUUUCUUUUGUUUAACUGUCAAAUUUAACAGGAUAACAAUAGAAAAAUUUGAAUAAGGUCUACUGGAUACAUUUUUCGGUUUCUAUAAAAUAUUUGUUGAGCUUUUUCCUUUGUUUUGUAUAAAUGAAAGUUAAACUAGUUAAUCAUUCACGGACAGCAAUGUCACCUGAUAUCGACAGAAAAUUUGCUUAGAAUAAGUGAGGUAAUAGCAUUCACAAUUAUAAAUCGACAUACUUGCUGUCUGUGAAAGCUUAAAUUAAUCUUAUAAUACCAUCUAAUAACUAAAACACGAGAGAAGGAAGUAGUAACUCAAUGUUUAAACGAAAAUAAUUUACAAACUGACAGAAUAAAAAUGACUUUAUUGAUGAUAUUGAACGGAAAAUGGGUCGUGCAUUAGCUAUAAAUUUUAGAAUGAACGACGAACAAAUUUAAAAAAAUUGAAACUCAAGAAAUAAUGAAACUCAAGAAAUGUUUUAAUGAGAUUUAAUAUACAGAAUUUUAUUUGUGCUUAAACUGCGUUUUUUGGAAGUUAAACACAUGACCCAUAGUUUAUAAACAUACAACACUUCCUCCCAGCAAGAUCUCUAAUCCGGAAGUGCUACAAAAAAAAACAUAUCACUUACAAUCACGCUAACAUAGUAAUAUUAUGUAAAAUAUGGGACGGCUUAAAGAAAUAUGCUAACUUUAAGAGAUCAUCCCCCCAACAAACAUGUAACCGAGGACGAACAACAAACCUCUAAAUCAUGAAACAUAUCAUUUUAAUCUAGAGCAUCGAAUACGAUGGAAUCAGAUGUCUAUAUUAGUCUUAAAAAGAGAU